GAGAAGGGGGAGGGUUUAGGGGUCAGAGAUACUCAGAGAGACGGGCUGCUGGUGGCGAAGAUGGCGGAUGGGGAUAGCGGCAGUGAGCGCGGUGGCAGCAGCGGUGGCGGAGGAGGAGGAAGCGGUGGAUUUCAACAUUACCAGCGGGAGCCAGAGACACAGGAGCUGGCUUCGAAGAGGCUGGACAUUCAGAACAAACGCUUCUACCUUGACGUGAAGCAGAACGCCAAAGGCCGGUUUAUCAAAAUCGCAGAGGUCGGCGCCGGGGGCUCUAAAAGUCGUUUGACCCUCUCCAUGUCAGUUGCUGCCGAGUUCCGCGACUAUCUGGGGGAUUUUAUAGAGCACUACGCCCAACUCGGGCCUAGCACCGCGGAGCAGAUCGCUCAGUCGUCCGGUGGGGAUGACAGCGGGCCUAGACGGGCCUUGAAGAGCGAGUUUUUGGUGCGUGAGAACCGAAAAUACUACCUCGACCUGAAGGAGAACCAGCGGGGUCGGUUUCUCCGGAUCCGACAGACCGUCAACCGAGGCCCCGGUUUCGGCGUCGGAGUGGGGGGCAUACCCGGUGCCGGCAUGCAAUCCGGCCAAACCAUCGCUCUCCCGGCCCAGGGGUUAAUAGAGUUCCGCGAUGCUUUGGCCAAGCUGAUAGACGACUACGGGGGAGACGAGGAGGAGCUGGCCGGCGGCGGAGGGGCCGGGGGCUACACCGAACUUCCGGAGGGCACUUCGAUCAUGGUGGACUCCAAGCGCUUCUUCUUCGACGUCGGGUCCAACAAGUACGGGGUCUUCUUGCGGGUGAGCGAGGUGAAGCCCAGCUACAGGAACUCUAUAACGAUCCCCUUCAAAGCGUGGGGCAAGUUCGGGGGAGCGUUCAGCCGCUACGCCGAGGAGAUGAAGGAGAUCCAGGAGCGGCACCGGGACAAGAUGUACGAGCGGAGAACCGGAGAGGAGUCGGAGGGAGACGACGUGGACGACGAUUGACGCAGAGGGAGAAGCGGCUUUCUGUGGGCUAAAGUUGACAACAUGAUGCAAAGCCUGGAGAGAGGAGCGACUAUUUUGUGCAUGACGAAUCGAACUAUAAAAAAAAAAAUGCUUAAAAAAAAGUAUAUUUGACUGAAAAAUUUGUUUAUGUAAGAGAAACAUGUUCUAAAGUUUAGGUGGAUGUUAUAGCUAAAAAUGAGUGCAGACUGCAGUAGUCAGCCUCUGUAUGAGAUUCCCCGUUGAUAAAGUAUAUUCUAUUUAAUAUAUAUCUAUCUAUAUAUUGAUUGUCCCAUUGAUAACCUCACAUGUAGCCCAGCAAGUUCAGUUUGGCAGAAACACAACAGUUGGUUACCUGGACUCCUGCUUGAUAUCCAAUGGUGAGAGCUCACUCAGUGCUGACCUGUAGUCUGUGAUGAUGAGGAUGAUGAUGAUGAUGAGGAAGAGUAAAAUGUGACAUACUCAAUCCAGCAGUGGCUGUGAGGGAGUGCUGGCAUCGCUCACCAUGGCUGUUUGUGUUUUUUCUAAAGCGAUCAGAACCAAACGGCUCGUCCAGACAGAACCGCCGCGUCCAGCAGGCCUGGGGGCAGAACGUCCGGCCUGGAGGCAGUAGGGUUACCAGCUGUAAGCACACGUCAUCUCGGCCUCUCCAGCCCAGUCCGGCCCUGGUGCAGACCUGGUGCUGACCCUUGACCCUUGCUGCGGCGCGGCGGUGAGGCCUGCUCAAACGUGGCUUGUUGUGUCUCAGGGCUAAAGCAUAAAACUAAAAUCCAAGCCCACAUUUUUUUGGGAGGGUUUCCCAGCAUUCCCUGUGCCUGUCGCUGCAGCCGAGUCGUCCGGUGCGGGCCACCUUUGACCUUUGACCCGGUGGCCUUCUCGUUCACGCUGGUGUCACCGUUCCCCAGCUGCAGCUUAGCGUUGCCAGGUUUGAUCUAGAAUCACCUCCAGGGUCGUCCGUGUUGACUUGCUUAGGGUGCAUCAUUUGGAUCCUCGAAUCUUGAACUCUGACCUUUUAUGACUGGAGCAACAUUCAGUCUGAUUGUAACAGAAUAAAUUAGGUGCUUUUGAAAAAGAACCUCCUGCGGGGGGAGUUGUAUCUAAAAGAUAUAUAUAUAUAAAUAUAUAUAUAUGUACUGAAAGAGAUUUACUAACUAAAAAAAUUGAUAGAAUUAUUUUUAAAGAGAUAUAUUCAAAUAUGUCUUAGAAAUAUGAGAUUUAUUAGAUAAUGCUGCCUAAAGUGGCCUAUUUAAAACACUAAACUUGGAUGCAACGGUCCAGGGUUAUAUUUCAUACCUGCUUUUCUUUUUUUUCCUAAUAUAUCUUUUAUUCCUUAGAGGAAACUUAAGAGAACAACAGAUUGGUUCCGCCGUAUGUUAAAGCAAUUUGUAGAAGCAGCUUCUCUGAAGUCUGUGAACUCUCAGCACUCCAGGUCACUUUACCGCUUCGUUUCGUUCCCUCCUUUCAGUCCACCGCCGUUUUUCACUCCACAGCGUUUUCCCAUCAGUUGCCAUGCGACAAACGUAAACACCGGCAGCCGUCAGCGUUUGGUCCUUAGUGCUCCUUUUACUGAUGUUUUCUCUGUUUUGCAUGAAUGCUCUCUGACGCAGAGCCGCCUUGUGUUCUUUUCUUUCUGCAUUUUCAGAUUUGCUGUAUAAUGGUAUUUAUCCUUCUUUUUUGUUUUUAGAGCGGUUGCAAGUUUUUUUUCUGUGCUGCAAUAGACAGAAAGUUUACUUUCCAGCCUGACGAUGGUUUUUAAACGGCCACAGCGUUCCCGUGUUUUUUGGGGAAACCUCACUUUCAUCGUCUCUCUUCCUUUUGGUGUGAAAACUUCUCGUUGAAUUUUACUUUUCCUUCUCCAACACAGCAGAGAAAUGCCAUAUAUAUAUAUAUAUACAUAUAUAAAUAUAAAAAAUACAUGGGAGCAAUAGAUUUUUUCCUUUUCUAUUGAUAUAAUAUGCUAUAUAUAAAGUUACACAUGCGAUUUGAACUACAUCCUUCUUCUUGUACUGUGUUACGUGAAAUGGCAGCUGUUUCAGUCGUGUGUUCUGCUGUAAUAUUCUACCAACAUCCUUUCAACGAGAAAUAAUAAAAAAAGGUUUUUGCUCAG
Messenger RNA from Gambusia affinis (western mosquitofish), 3082 nucleotides. Its product is annotated as transcriptional activator protein Pur-beta. Gene Ontology annotation, cellular component: nucleus. Gene Ontology annotation, molecular function: purine-rich negative regulatory element binding; DNA-binding transcription factor activity, RNA polymerase II-specific; RNA polymerase II transcription regulatory region sequence-specific DNA binding. The transcript has a single exon. The coding region runs from base 61 to 978 and encodes 305 amino acids. Gene Ontology annotation, biological process: regulation of transcription by RNA polymerase II. The record is from RefSeq and is a predicted model, not a curated record. NCBI's taxonomy places the organism in Eukaryota, Metazoa, Chordata, Actinopteri, Cyprinodontiformes, Poeciliidae.